Messenger RNA from Ixodes scapularis (black-legged tick), 727 nucleotides. RefSeq lists its product as uncharacterized. The record is from RefSeq and is a predicted model, not a curated record. Bases 32 to 727 code for a protein of 231 amino acids. The transcript is spliced from 5 exons. NCBI's taxonomy places the organism in Eukaryota, Metazoa, Arthropoda, Arachnida, Ixodida, Ixodidae.
UCGCUCUACCGACUGCGCUAUAGCCGCGGCAAUGCUGCAGGGCUCCAUUUCUUCUAACAAAUGUGAGGACGAGGCCAGCAUCCGUCACCACAUCGCCGUAAUGAAAGAAGAGACAGCGAAAGUGGCUGCGGACAUGGAUCUGAUUCGAGACCGCAUGAAGCGGACGUUCAAAACACGGCAAGAUCUUAUUCUGCGUGAAACUGGCGUGCGCACAGUCAUCGAGGAAUUUCCAGCGGUCACGCUGCCUGGCAUGCUAUUGCAGGACGCUAAAUUGGCGUUUGGUAAGGACUUCCUGGAGGAUAUGAGGACAAAGAUGAAAACAUUCGAGGUGUCCACCCUACUAUUCCUCAAGGGAAAAAAUUCCCCCCUGGACUUCCAGGAGCUUAUCGAAGAGGAUCCAGAGAAGGUGGCCCUCUUUAACUUGCCCCUCAUCUUCAACGAGAAGCGUCAGCUGUUGUUCACAACCGAGGAAGUCCGGAUACUGACGCCAGUCAUACAAGUUGAAGAAAAAAAACACCACAUUUUUUUGGAUGGCGUACGGAUCGUCAGCGGCAUCAGCACAACGGUAGAAGCUGUCAGCACCUUGCUGGCAGCUUACUACGUAUUUGAUGUAAAGUAUCCGACUGGCAUCGCCCACACCAUGGGCUUUCUCGGGCACCAUUUUUGUUCACUCGGCGAAAAUAUGCCCAUUCCAGUUAAAAGAUUCGAAAGUUUUUUGGCGGUAUAA